This is a messenger RNA of Mytilus californianus (California mussel), 4512 nucleotides long. RefSeq lists its product as uncharacterized. The coding region runs from base 287 to 1246 and encodes 319 amino acids. The transcript is spliced from 8 exons. The record is from RefSeq and is a predicted model, not a curated record. Lineage: Eukaryota; Metazoa; Mollusca; Bivalvia; Mytilida; Mytilidae.
UUUCAAGUUGAAAGAAUUACUAAGUAGUUGUAUACCGAUUAUUUCAGACGUUUUAUCAGGAAAUUCAGAUCCGAUUAAUACAAUUGGUGUAACAAGUACACACAUCCCUGCUUAUGACCGAGAACGGGACUUGACUGUCGGAGUUGGUGGGAAAUUUUCACUUGAAAUAUUUAAAGCAAUACCCAGUUUGAAGGCAGAUGCAACUGCAGCUGGUGGAAUAUCAAUAAAGAUAAAAACUGGUGGAUUUACCUUGAAGAAUAUUGAUGAAAGUGCUUUCGAAAAAGCUAUGAGAGGGCGGACUGUGGAAAAACAUCAUGCAUUCAUCAAAGCAUUUUUUAAGAAACCAAGAUGUCGUUUUUCUGUGAUAACAACAGUUUUAGAAACAGUUCACGAAACAGUAAUUGAGUGCUCCAGUAAACACGGUGGCCACGCAGCUAUAGAUGCAAAGAUUGGGACACAGGGCGGUUCUCUCAACGUUGAUGUAAGUAGUAGUAAAACCGGAACACUGACAUUGGAUGCAGGAACUGUUUUGGCAUGUCAAUGGCAACUUAUGAAUGUUGACAAAACUACCGGGGAAAUUUUUCCAGAUUAUCAGCUCUCUAGGCGUUCAAAUGAUUCUUUUAACAUCCCAGUGGUAUUACAGGCUGCAGUUCUUCCAGAACCGGAAGGAGACGUAAUCGAGGUUUUCAAAAACAUAAAAUGGAGACUGUCUGAUCUAAACUGUGUUGGCGAAGAUAUUAUCUCAGAGUUUAGGACUGCAGUUUGUAAUGUUAUGAACAGUUCCAGUGAUAUACAAGCUCUAUUAGAUCUGUGUGACGAUAUGGAUGGUGAUCUACAGGCAUUUAGAAAUCAGUUGCAAAACAGUGACGCAUGCUGGUCACUUUUAGAACUUAUUGGUUAUAAACUUCAAGACAAUAACAUUGUUAUAACGUCUGACGGGCCAUUCUGCAAGUUAAUGCCAGCGGUGUUGGAGUCUUUGUCAUUGUUUGAUGUUGAAGACCUAGAAAUUAUCAGAAAAUGUGAUGCCUACCAGAAGAAAGAAAUCUUACGUAUUAUUAUAGCAGCUAUGAAUAAUCAGACAUCUAUAACAAUUGAUUCAAACUUGAUACAACAGAUACAAAAGGAACCAGUUGAAAAUGUUUUUGCAGUCAUGGACUUCGAAAUUGAUUUGUUAAAGGGAGAAGUUUCGCCUCCAAAGAAAUCAUGCGUACUUGAAGCUAUGUUUUAUCUUCUUAAAUGCUUGUAGAGCUGUUGAGGAAGUCAUAUCGCAUAAAUCACCGAUCCUUAUUUUUUUGGGGAAAAAGCGGUGGCAUUGGUUUCUUUCUCUAUAGAAAAACAAAUGUUGUUCAACAUUAUAAAAUAACAUCAUUGUUUUCAGUAACAUACGCAAACAAGAUUUAUUUCGUUAAAAAUACAUAUUUUUUUUACUACACUUCUGAAAAAUCUAUGUUUUUCAAGACAUUUAAAAUAAUGUAAUAACAAAAAUGUCCAUUCAAACGUUUAAUGUUCGUUGCCUAAUUUUACAUGUUAAAUUGUGAUUACAAACUAUAUGAAAUGUAUAUAAACGCAUAAAUGUCUUCAUUAUUUCAAUUGCAUCUCAUCUUAUUACUUAUUAUUAUUUAGUUAUUUAAGUUGCAAGAUACCAAAACUAAAACAUCAAUCAUAGGAUGAAGUACAAAGUCAACCUUUGUUUAGGAAUAGAGGGAAAUUAUAUGUUUUAAGCUUUGCAAAAAGUCGACACAAAAUAUGUGGGAGGAAAACGAAAAUGCUUUUAGAAAUAGUGCUUUUGUGUUCAAUAAAUUGUUAGAUAGAAGAACCUGGAUAUCGGAAUUUGCUAAAAUAAAAUCAUCCAUAUCAUUGUACUUUAACUAUAUUUUAAAACAAAAUAAUUGUUAAAAAAACAGUAAUUAUUCUCCAUCUCAGAACCAUGUAUCAUCUUGAAAAGGGGAGCACCUGUUAAAAAUCGUUAUCUUUUGUUAAAAGAUAUACAGACAACAUUACGCAACAAUUCGGGGCGAUCAUGUGAACUAAAAUGGCAUAUACAUUAUCAAAGAGAAAUAAUUUGGCAUGUUAUGGAAAGUUUUACAAAUUAAUUUUACACUUUUAUGAGAAAAGCCAAAAAAACUUGUGUUUUUUUUUUUGCGAAUUGUACACAUAUAAAUGAUGUAUGGUUAGUCAUUUUGAGAAAAUCAAUUAUUGCAAAACUAUAAAACAAAAAUCUGAGGAAUCAAAUAUUUUAGGUGUUGUAAAUGAAUCGCGUGGAUUGAAUGUAAUUGUAAAUACGGUCUUGUAAACAAGAAACAUUUUAAUUUGGAAAAAAGGAGCGUUCAAAAGUACAAAAAGAAAAACACGACAAAACAAAAUAUUGUGAAACUUAUUCUUAAGGAAUCAAAUUAUAUACGAAAAUAUUUCGAAUGGUAAACAUAAAAAACUGUCGUUUUACGAACAUAGUUAAUGUUUUAACUUUUAACUAACUAUACUCUUAUAAUUUUGUAUUUGUUUAUACUUUAUAUAUUCAAUGUAUAAUUUUUCGUUAUUCUAAUGACUUAUUAUUUGGCUCUUAACCCUGAUUGAUUAAUUAGUUCAGCUCGUAUUAACCUUAUCUUAAUUUAUCUAUUUAUAAAAAAACUAUAUACUACUAAUUUUUAUUAUUGCACUUACGGUUACAUAUGUCCAUAAUUUACUAUAAAUACUCACCACUAGCAGCACAUUGAUAUCUAUAAUCCUGAAGAAUAUAAUCCUCACGCUUUCUAUUGUUGUAUAUUUGCAGAUAAUCCAUGUAUAUGUAAGAGAAUGAUAAUCCCUUUCUUCAUGAAUAAGUACGAGCGUUAGCGAGUACUUAUCAUGAAGUAAGGGAUUAUCAUUCUCUUACAAACUUAGAAUAUUAUAAAGUGCUCAAGGCUCAAAUGAUCUCUUCAAGAAGUAGUUUCAUUGUCAGUGCAAUGUUUAUAAUUGAUGCAUGAAAUCCUUUUUCGGCAUGUCAUUUAUGGAUAAGUUUUAGUGAUGUGAGGACUUUCUUAUCAUUUGGGAAAUAUUUUUUUUUUUAAAAUGCGUAAUAGAUAUUAGGUGACACAACAGUAGAAAGAAAAGGUAGGAAUUGUAUGUUUCCUGAUUGUGAGUAUGAAUGUAAAUCAUGUAAUAUUUUAGUGAGGAAUUAUCCUUUUUUAUUUACAGUUUAAAUCAAUUAAUAUAUUUGAGUUACAACUAAAUUUUAUUUCACAGCCAAUAAUUUGGUCCGGCUUUUUACAUCAAAUACUGUUUCAUUAUGUCAGGGUAAUGUUCAAAAAUUAAUGCCCUUAAAAGUUUUUAAUAUGUUCAAAAUUAAAUUCCUGUUUUUUUUUCGGAAUACAUGUAUUGGAAAUAACUAUUCUUCCCAACCGCUGAUCAAGUAAUCAAAGUUUUGGAAAGCUAAACGAUUUAGGUUAUUUUUUAUCUGAAAGAUUUUUUUUUCUUUUUUUUUUUGCAUUGCUUUGGUAUUGUUUGAUUUUAUAGUAAUUUGAAGUUAUUAAUAUUUUCAUAAUAAAAUUCACGGUACCAAUUUUACUGCACCAGUAAACUUCAAAUUGUUUUGAGAUUUUUGUUUGUUUCACAAUUCAACUUUUAGUCAGUUUCAAUCACUGUGUGAUAAAUCCUUUCAAUCUGAUAAAUGUGCUUCGGGGCAGUUGUAACUCAUUUAUAGAAACUCUUUGUUUUGAACUGAAAAUAGACCCAAAUAAUAGGAUAAUCCCUUACUAAGAACCUGAUUUACAUUCAUUCUUCACAAUUAAGAGGCAUCCAAUUCUACAAUUUCAUUGGUCGAGAGUACUUUGCUAUAUUCUAAGUCUAUAAAAUUAUUUAGAAAAAAACAAUUACACUUUUCUAUGAUACACGUGCACGUGCUAGUAAUCCUUUGAACGGUGGGGUUUGCUUAUAUUGAUCUGUUGUGAUUUACACUUGAGUUUUUAAGCGUAACACGAAGUAUUUAAAUUUGGAUAAAUCAAUUAUGUAUCUAUUUCAAAUGUGUUGGAAAAGGUGAUAUAUUGGAGUAAAAUUUAAUUUUAAUUUUUUUUAGAUUUUGUUAUCAUUGAAAUAUGCCAUUUGUUUCCCUCGACAAAUGCAGAAUGUAAGAAAACAGGUCUCCUUAAAUCUGCUUUCGUGGGUUAAUUAGGGAUAUUACAUAACAGAGGAAAUUUGAAUAAAACGAUUUAUCAAUUUAAAAAAAAAUAUAUAAAACCAAUAAAAGCUUAAAAGCUUAUCGUUAGAAUCGCGGAUAUUUCCAGUUACAGACUUUUCAGACCUAGCUGUUCAUAUUGGAAAAGAUGAAAUGGAGAAAGAUCCUUUAAUUCUACCAAAACUUUUGAUUUUUUUUAACCCAGUAUACCACCAUUUCCCACGUGAAAUUGAAAAAUCGUCUAAAAGAAAUUAUCCACAAUGCUUUUCAAUGUAAAAAUGGUAGCAUACGCUUUAAAUUUAUUACUUUGGGAUACCAUUCGGCAUAUUAAUUAAUAGUGAAUAAAAAGGUAAAACAUGCUA